UACCUGUCAACUUUACUGUAUACGCUUCUUAUUUAAAGUUAGCAAGUAUUUAGCGUGUUUUCACUCACUAAAUUCGUAUUGAGCAGGACUGACAAAGUUCUAAAAAAUAAUGUCGUAACACUAGUUACAACGAGUGAAAGUGUUAGCGGUUUAAAUGGGCGAAGUUCAGCACAGUUAGUCCCCCCUGCACUGUCUAAACUGGCCGGUCUCCGGAGGAGGAUAUUAGUCAGAGCCCGAAGGAUGGAGUGGCUCUUCCAGCGAUGCUAUAAAGAGGUCGUCUUUAACUUUCGCUCGGUACUGCUCGUGUCGUGUUUGUUCUUGAUCCUGCUGGCGUGCCUGUUCCCCGGGCUGUGGUCCAUUGGGGUCCAGCUUCAUUCUGUAUGCACAGGGAGCUAUGUACCAGGGCACUACUCUGUCCUUGUCAUCAACACUCCCAAUGAGCAAACAGCAAAGGACGUUGGCAGGGCAAUCAUGGAAAGGCGGUUGGCGGCCAGCGUUAACAUUCUCUCCAAGACCUCCACAAUGUUCUAUUGGAAAGGAGAAAUCCAGGAUGCAAAUGAAAUCCUGAUGCUGGUGAAAACAAAGACUUCCAGGAUCCAGAAGGUGGUGGACUACGUGAGGUCUAUACAUCCCUACGGGAACCCAGAAGUCCUCAGUCUUGCAGUAGAUGACGGCAGCUUGGCGUACAUGAAAUGGAUGGACGAAGCCAUUCCAGAUGACUGAUAUUUCGUUAAGGCCAAAGCUAAUCUCAGCGAGGACUGCCGUCAAACAAGGAAACUGAGCCAUGUGUGUUUGUUGCUCUUAACUUUUUUUUCCAGGAUUUGGAGGGUUUUAAAAGUUCAGGAAGUGCUCUGUAGCAUUAAAGUUUAAUACAAGGCAGUUUUGUUGGCCUGACCUUCUUAACCGGAAGUGUACUGCAGAGAUUGGAUUUCAAACACUGCUUGUAAAAAGAAAAAAAAAUUACAUGAAAGAGUCAAAGUUCCACUCAGGUAAUCUGGUGUAAGGAAAUGGACAAGAACUCUUAUGGUGCUUUUAAGCAUAUCAGUUCUUUUUUAUGGUAUGUUACCAGAUCAUUCUCUCCAGUUUAAAAAAACAAAAAACGACUUUUUGAGUAUAGUAUGUGGCAAGUCACAUAACCAAGAUGUAAUAAUAAUAAUAUGAAAUAACAAUAAUAAUCAAUAAUCAAGACCUAUAAUGUAAUAAAAGUCAUAAAAAGUACAGUCAUAUUGCCCCUUAUUUCCACUUUGCCUUAACUCACCUACAUGGUAAAGGCCUUGCGUAUAUGCUUUACUGCUACUGUCAUAUAGGAAGUGGGGGAAAAAAAGUGAAUUUUAUGGAACCACAGUCUGCAGCACUUCUCUUUAUGCCCACCAGUCCAGUAGGGCCAGGAAUUAAACACACUGGAAUGUAGCCUGUGUGCAUUUAUAUAAUUUGUCUCAACUUUUAGAGAGUUUUUGAGUUGACCCCUGUAUUUUGUUAGACCCAAUUUUUUUUCUAUUUUGCAUCUGCAAAAGGCUUCAAGGAGAGACCAGUUGAAUGUCAAUAAUGUAGAAGGCCACUGAGUUUCAUCCUAUUUUGGGUGAAUGCAUAAAGAAAACCCUCUAUGCAAGGUUAAACUUCACACUCGCUGUAAACCUAUGGGCUCAUCUCUCGUCUGUAAUAAA
Molecule: messenger RNA, 1664 nt
Organism: Pelmatolapia mariae (spotted tilapia)
Lineage: Eukaryota; Metazoa; Chordata; Actinopteri; Cichliformes; Cichlidae
Product: protein CutA homolog
Exons: 6
Coding region: 241-723 (160 amino acids)
Biological process (GO): response to metal ion
Molecular function (GO): copper ion binding
Source: RefSeq, a predicted model, not a curated record